Daucus carota subsp. sativus is the source of this 1236-nucleotide messenger RNA. RefSeq lists its product as uncharacterized. The record is from RefSeq and is a predicted model, not a curated record. The transcript is spliced from 2 exons. Bases 1 to 1236 code for a protein of 411 amino acids. Gene Ontology annotation, biological process: regulation of DNA-templated transcription. NCBI's taxonomy places the organism in Eukaryota, Viridiplantae, Streptophyta, Magnoliopsida, Apiales, Apiaceae. Gene Ontology annotation, molecular function: double-stranded DNA binding.
AUGCUUUGUUAUGUAUACAAAAAUGUGCUUAAGAACUGUGUCAAUGCAUCUUUAAUAGCACGCGCUUUAUCUUCUUACUCAGAGAAUAUAAAGAGAAGUGAUAUCAUUGAGGGAAAUUAUACAUCUUUUGUAUUGAUUUUCAAGAGUUAUGGGUUUAGUGAAACUCAAGUUUCCGGUCUUUUAAGCAAGAAGCCAUCACUUUUGGAUAUGGACGAAGAUGAGCAAAUAAAACCCAAGUUAAUGUUUUUUAGGGAAAAGGGGUUUUCGUCGUCUGAUGUUUGUCAUAUAAUUGGGUUAGACCCGAAGAUUAUGAGACGUAAUGUGAAUGAUUUGAUAAUACCGUCUUAUGAGUUUUUGAAGAGUGUUUUGAAAGAUGAAGCGAGUCUGAUUGGUGCAGUUAGGAGGUGUACUUGGCUACUUACGCAAGAUUUAGAAAAAAGUUUAAGGCCGAAUGUUGAAUUGUUGCGAAGUUAUGGAGUGCGGAAUGAUAGGAUUGCGGGAAUGUUGAGGCUUCGUCCGAGGGCAUUGAUGCAGAAUGCUGAUGGGUUUAAAAUGGUGGUUGAAGAGGUUUGGGAAAUGGGAUUUGACCCGGUAAAAAGUCAUUUUAUUAUCGCGUGUCAAGUAAAAUUUGGUUUGAGCAAAACAAUGUGGAAGAUGAAAUGGGAUUAUUUUAAGAAGUGGGGUUGGUCAGAUAAUGAGAUUCGUUCUGCUUUAAUGAAGCAGCCUAAGAUUAUGUCAGUUUCGCAGAAGAAGGUAGAAAAGGUGAUGGAUUUUUUGGUUAACGAUAUGAGAUGGGAGAUAUCAAAGGUUGCAUCUUGUCCUACUGUUGUUAUGCAUAGCUUGGAGAACUGGACUAAGCCGCGGUGUUGGCUUGUUCAAUUUUUGUUGUCAAAAGGGGCGGUAAAAAAGGACUUUCCCUUUAGUACCGUGAUAGCAUCAGUUGAAAGUCGAUUUGUAAAAAAUUAUGUGAAGAAAUACUGUGCAGAAUUUCCUGAAGUCUUAGAACUAUAUGCAAGUUUAACUUUACAGAAGAAACCCAAGCAGCCAGUCAAUUACUUCAGUUUUAUGGGAAUGAGAGCUGCUAUGCCUACAGACAAUCUGAGUUUAAAACCUUUGGAGGAAAACUUGGGUUUUCUGUGCUGCAGUUACAAAAGUUACUUGAUUGUUGAUAGAAAUGAUGCCUCUUUCCAGCCAUCUUAUGAUAUCAUGGCUUUCGAGUUGCUGAAGUUGAUCUGA